Messenger RNA from Durusdinium trenchii, 1559 nucleotides. NCBI's taxonomy places the organism in Eukaryota, Dinophyceae, Suessiales, Symbiodiniaceae. The record is from the annotation of a GenBank genome assembly.
UUCAAUUCACAACAUUUUGGAAAGAUGCCUCGGCCACACUGGUCUGUGCUGGUCUUCGGGGACUCAUGGGCAGAGUACAUGUACCCAACUUGGGCGCAGGUUUUAGGCCGGAGACUUGGUGCCACCGUCCACAGUUUUGCUCAAGCAGGCUCAAUGUGUGCUGAUCUUCGAAGCCAAGCCCAGCGAGCAAUCACCAGUCCACAAGUUUCCAAAGCACCUGGCGGUUUGCUUCCAGCAGAAACCUUGGUGGUUGUUCACACGUGCGGAAAUGAUUUCAUCAUGAAGAUGGCAGAGGCAUUCAUGGGCGGCGGUCUUGGCAGCAUGUUCGGAGGAGGCAAUAUUUCUGGCAUGGCGACACCAGAGAUGCUGCAGCCAAAUCCUGGUGUGCGGGAAGUUGUAGUCAUCAAAGAAUUCCUGGAGACCAUGCAUAGAGCAGGAGCCAGGAACUUUCUGGUAUCUGGAGUUCCAAUCUUCCUGGACAUGCCCGUCUUCAAUAUGGCAAUGCCCGUUAUUACGGCCAUGGUGAAUUCGGGAAAGCUAGAGGCGCUCGGCGUCAGCCCUGGUGACCCACCACGGCUGGCGGUGGAAGUCCAGGCAAUCGCUUUACACGAUCUAUGGGAAGAAAUGGUGCAGGAGUUCAACGGCAAGCACUCAGAGAGUACUUGUGUCUUUUUUGAUGAGGUUGCUGCUCUGGAGCGCUUACGUUUGUCCUUUGGACCAGCAGUGUUUGACAGAUCCAUGUGGGAUUUUAGCAUGUUUCAUCCAACUGCAUGGGGUCACGAGCAGCUUGCCAUAGAGGCCCACAAAGUGUCUACUGAAAAGUUUCCAGGACUAAGGGAACCCUCUCCAACCACGCCUCCCACAUCUGCCCCAGCCACGUCUUCACCUACAUUCUCAGCGGCAUCCGGCUACUCAGCAUCAUCGGGUACCAGUGAGGUCAAGGCCGAUGGUGCAAAGAAAAUGACAGUUCAUAUCAGAAACGUGAAAGGUGAUGUGGCUUUCGAAGUUCUUUGCGAUCCCAGCUGGACCACUUCUCGUUUUCGAGAAAAAGCUCUGGAGAAAGCUCCUUCUGGCUUUGCUGACUCUGGCUGUGUAUGUGUUUUUGCCAUGAAGGGCAAAUUUCUUGCAGAGUCGCAGACGGAGACGUUGGAACAAAUGGGGGUGCAAGAUGGUACCCAGCUCAUUGCAGUGGUCAAGUCGCUGCCUCAGCAGUGUUGGAGAUUUCUGGGCACUCAAACGUCUAUUCAUCAGAGCCCGAAUUCCAGGGAACUCCUCAACCACUAUCAACCUUUCGCAGCCAUUUAGUUCGUCCAAAAAACUUCCAGAGUGGCCUCCUUCAUAACGGCCUUCGGCCUUCAGCAAUAUCCUGUCAUGUUGGUUUCCCACUUUCAUAUCAUCACUAUGGAAGGCCGAGGAGUUCCUCAAUGCGGUGACAGAGUAUCUUCAAAAGAUUGAGACGACGGGUCCAUUGGCAAUGUGUUUUCCAGAUAGACAAGACGUCUGUCAAAUGCUGCUGGACUUCGAAUGACGUAGCCACGAGAGCCUGGUGAAGAUGUGGC